Molecule: messenger RNA, 659 nt
Organism: Chinchilla lanigera (long-tailed chinchilla)
Lineage: Eukaryota; Metazoa; Chordata; Mammalia; Rodentia; Chinchillidae
Gene: Isg15
Product: ISG15 ubiquitin-like modifier
Exons: 2
Coding region: 109-621 (170 amino acids)
Biological process (GO): ISG15-protein conjugation; modification-dependent protein catabolic process
Cellular component (GO): cytoplasm; nucleus
Molecular function (GO): protein tag activity; ubiquitin protein ligase binding
Source: RefSeq, a predicted model, not a curated record
GGCUCAUAAAGGGGCUGGCUGAUGGAGCGACGGGAGCAGCUGGGAGCUGACAGGUAGAGAACUCACUCGUUAUUGCCUGAGGAGUACCUAGCGCUACACCCCACAACCAUGGGCGGGGACCUGAAAGUGAAGAUGCUGGGGGGCCAGGAGUUCCUCGUGCCCAUGAACAACUCUAUGACAGUGCCAGAACUGAAAAGGCAGAUCGCCAAGGAGACUGGAGUGCCUGCCUUCCAGCAGCGCCUAGCUAUCCAGCCAAGCAACAGGGUGCUGCAGGAUGGGUUCACCCUCACCCAGCAGGGCUUGGCCCCGGGCAGCAUACUCCUGCUGUUGGUGGAGGACUGCGAAGAUCCCUUCAGCAUCCUUGUGAGGAAUGACAAGGGACGCAGCCGCUUGUACGAGGUCCAGCUGACACAGAAGGUGGCGGCGCUGAAGAAGCAGGUGUGCCAGCAAGAGGGGGCACGGGAAGAUAUGUUCUACCUAAGCUUUGAGGGGAGGGCUAUGGAGGACGAGCACAUGCUGGGCGACUAUGGUCUCAAGUCCCAGUGCACCGUGUUCAUGAAUCUGCGCCUUCGUGGGGGCAGGGCAGGGCCCUCAGAGCACUGUAGAGGGCCCCCCGCUUGAAUCAAGCUUUGGUAAUAAAUGCGGAUGCAGAGAAAGCA